Lathyrus oleraceus (garden pea) is the source of this 1249-nucleotide messenger RNA. RefSeq names its product GATA transcription factor 11. Gene Ontology annotation, biological process: regulation of DNA-templated transcription; cell differentiation. The coding region runs from base 182 to 1156 and encodes 324 amino acids. The transcript has 4 exons. The record is from RefSeq and is a predicted model, not a curated record. Lineage: Eukaryota; Viridiplantae; Streptophyta; Magnoliopsida; Fabales; Fabaceae. Gene Ontology annotation, cellular component: nucleus. Gene Ontology annotation, molecular function: sequence-specific DNA binding; zinc ion binding.
UGUCACAUGGGGCAACUAAGAAAAAGAGGCAAAGAUUCAUUUAUAUUACAGUUAGGACAGCUCAGACCAGACAGCAUCAUCAAUCAAGUGCAGCAGCAGAUAAGGGCUUCCUCAUCUCUUCAUCAUUCACUCUACCGCCACCGCCGUUUAAACUUCCAGUUCAGUUCCGGAUAAUGCUAAUAUGAAGAACUGUUGGUUUUUCGACAACAAUUUUAACGGUGUGUCGGAUGAGAUUCUUGGUGAUGUUGUUGAGUUUUUUGAUUUUCCACUUGAUGAUGAUGUGGAAACUGAUGUUGUGGAACAAGAUUGGAAUGACCAAUUCAAACACAUUGAAGAGCCAUCUCUUGGUGUUUUCUCAGUACCAUCGUUUGAUUUGUGCGGCCAAACUCAAAAUGAGAAACCAAAUCUUGUGAACAAUUUCUCUGCUUCUGAACUUUCUGAUAUUGACAGAAGAAAUAUUGUUAAUUCGAGCUUAAAAGAACGACGAGGACUACUUCCAAAGACUGCUGGAGCUAAAUAUGGCAAAACUAUUCCAAUCCAAAACUUCUCUUUCAAGGGAACAAAUUUGCUCCAAUGCCAAACCUACAGCCCAGUUUCAGUUUUUGAAAGCAGUAGUUAUUCCUCAGUUGAGAACUCCAACUUUGAGUUACCAUUGAUCCCGGCAAAGCGUCCUCGCAGUAAACGCCGGCGUCUCUCAAGCUUCAACAAGCUUUUCUUAAUUCAAUUCAUACCUCCUUUUCAAAAACAUCAAUCCAAAACACAGCGUGCUGGUAAGCAAAAAAGAAAGGAUAUCUCGCAGCGGAGAGUCCAAAGAAAGCCAACGAAAAAGGAUAAUACCUCACAGCGCGCCGAUGAUAUCAAGAUGAAGAGAUCCUCAUUACAGGAAUCAGUUACCCCCAGAAAAUGUACUCAUUGCGAGGUGACAGAGACUCCGCAAUGGAGAGAGGGGCCUAAAGGUCCGAAGACCCUAUGCAACGCGUGUGGAGUUCGAUACCGGUCGGGCCGCCUCUUUCCUGAAUACAGGCCUGCAGCUAGCCCAACCUUUGAAGCAUCAUUGCACUCAAAUUCUCACAAGAAGGUUAUAGAAAUCAGGAACAAGGUGAACAACGAGACUGAUAAAGGUUCUUCUAUUUUGUAUUUAUCAUCAAACUUUUGAGGAAAUUUUCUAGGAUAAUAUUAUUAUGUUAGAGAUAUUAUUGAGAAAGAACAAAUGUUAGUCCUAGACAAUAUUCUAUUUCUUUAACGUUAA